Molecule: messenger RNA, 213 nt
Organism: Ilex paraguariensis (yerba mate)
Lineage: Eukaryota; Viridiplantae; Streptophyta; Magnoliopsida; Aquifoliales; Aquifoliaceae
Source: the annotation of a GenBank genome assembly
AUGGUGAAAUCAAUCACAAGGGAGGAAGUUGUGGAAAAAAAUAAUUCUCUGAUGAGUGAAAAUGCGUCGGAUGAGCUGAGAAAGGAGAUGAAGAAAGUGAAGAAGACACUGGAGAAUGCACUGGACAUUGAUGGAUCAUCAGAGAAAAACUUUGAACAGUUCACCAAGAAAGUGAAGGAGCUGAUUGGAAAGAGACAUGGAUUUGAAAUCUGA